Molecule: messenger RNA, 1416 nt
Organism: Alternaria infectoria
Lineage: Eukaryota; Fungi; Ascomycota; Dothideomycetes; Pleosporales; Pleosporaceae
Exons: 4
Coding region: 1-1416 (471 amino acids)
Biological process (GO): transmembrane transport
Molecular function (GO): transmembrane transporter activity
Source: RefSeq, a predicted model, not a curated record
AUGACACAGCGAGAUGCUAGCCCAGACAGCUUCGCACAGGUCCACGCCGGAGUUCUACAGAAAGACAACGAGAAGGAUGGCGGUGUACUGUGUACAGGAUCUUCGUCGAGCACAGCGGCCACUUCGACCUCACGUACCUCCCCACGCCAGACAAAUCCUCAGACCGACGUCGAAGCUCUACGCCACGAUGCCUCGUCCUUGAACCGCGUUCACACGUCAAAGAGCCAGCAUUCGCAAACAGUCGGCGACAGCGCCCGUGGUGGUCUCGGUGUCUUCCGCAGCAGGUUUACUCGCUCUCGCCCACUACCAGCGUUCGGCGCAGGGAAACCGUACCCUCCUCCUCUCGGCAACCAAGAAGACUAUGUCGUCGAAUUCGAUGGAGAAGAUGACCCGUUGCAUGCGCAGAAUUGGGCGUUGGGGAAGAAGCUGUUUACUGCGCUUAUGCUGUUCAACGUCGGCUACGUUGUCGCUACGCUGGGCACAUCAUUGUACAUCCUAGGAUUCGCCACGGGACCCGUUCUCUGGGCACCGUUCUCAGAGCUCAAGGGAAGGAGAUUGCCGCUUGUGGUGGCAUCGUUUGGCUUCUCAGUCUUCAACAUUGCGUGUGCGACGGCGAAAGACUUGCAGACCAUCUUGAUCUCAAUCUGCCUGUUCAGCGUAAUGGUCUUCACAGGUCCUUUCCUCGCUCCUUUCAUCGGCGGCUUCAUAGUCAUGUCAAAUUCCUGGCGAUGGACUCAGUACCUUGUCUCUUUCAUGGGUUUCGCCUCCUUCACCCUCAUGCUCCUCUUCCUCGACGAAUCCUACCCACCCAUCAUCCUCGUCGCCAAAGCCGCCGAACUGCGCCGCCGCACAAAGAACUGGGGCAUCCACGCCAAGCAAGAAGAGAUUGAAGUCGAUUUCCGCGAACUCAUCGAGAAGAACUUUUCGAGGCCGCUUAGGAUGCUGGUCACGGAGCGUAUCGUGCUGCUGCUCAGUAUCUAUAUCGCCUUCAUUUACGGAUUGCUCUAUCUCUUCCUCACGGCGUAUCCGAUCGUAUUCCAGGGCGUCCAUGGUAUGAACCCGGGUGUUGGUGGUCUUCCGUUCUUUGGAAUGAUCAUUGGGGAGUUGUUUGCUGGCGUGUUUAUCUUUGCGAGGCAGCCGGGAUACCAGAAAAGGCUGGCUGCUAACAACAACGUCCCAAUUCCUGAGUGGCGUUUACCAGAGGUCAUUGUGGGUGGUGUCGCUUUCGCGGGGGGUUUGUUCUGGUUCGGAUGGACCGGGUAUCGCGCGGACAUCCAUUGGAUCGUGCCUACGUGCUCUGGAUUGCUCAUCGGAUUUGGUAUCAUGAGUAUCUUUUUGCAGUCGUUCAACUAUAUCAUCGAUGCUUAUCUCAUGGUAAGAAGAACCCGGGUCUCCACAUAUCCAAGUCACUGCUGA